AUGAAUCAUUCUCUCAUGACGCGAUUUUAUUCAUCCUUUUCCUUCUCGAAGAACUCUUCAAAGAGUAUGUUGAAGCAAGCACAAGUCUUUUCGACAACAACAAGAACCUACUACCGUAGCAGACUUGACUGUUCGGACCAGUACCACCACCACCACCACCACUUCUACUACAACUACUCCUCUACUCUCAUGCAUGUGGAUCAACAACAACAACAACUCAGACCUUUCCAUACCUCAAGUCAACAACAUCUUGGAAUGACAUCCUCAAAGAAGAAGAAGAGUACUACUACUAAAAAGCCAACAACCACCACCACAGCAACAACAACAUCCAAGAAAGUAGUGGCGACUACCAAUUCGACUAUCAACACGACGACUACUGAGGAGAAGGCCUCUUCAAAAACUUUGGAUAACACUCAUCCAACCACCAAGAAGACUACUAUGAUGACCUCUUCAUCCUCCUCAAAACCAUCCCCAAAACCAUCCUCUUCAUCCACCACCACCACCACAAAAACUCAAAGACAAAUCGAAAAAGAAAACAAGAUGAUCCAAUCCUCACCCUUUCUCAAUCUUUCUCAAAAAUCUCAAUCCUUCAAUUUUUCAAAAUCACAGUUACAAGAAUUUAAAUUAGAAUCAAAAUUAGAAUCAAAAUUGAAUUCAGCCAUUGCAGGUAAAAAACAAGGAGUAGGACAUCUCUUUGGAAAUAUCAAUGAUGGUGCAGGUGGAUUAUCAAAAUUAACUGGUUUUAUUCCAAGAGAUUCCAAUCUAUCACCAUUUAUUAAAUCUAGUCAUGAUCCUAUGAGAAGAUUGACAGAAAAGGAAAUUAAUCAAAUUACAUCAAGAGCAAGUGAUGAUGAAUUUUUAAAAGUCAUUGUUUCAAAACAUCAUCAGAAAUUGAAUGACAGUUCAUUGAAAACAACAACAUCCUCUCCAUAUAGUAUUGGAGGUACAGGUGAGAUUUUAGAAAUGACAAAAUUAAUUGAUCAUUCUCAUAGUAGUAUGGAUAGAAAUGGUAUGGAUAGAAAUGGUAUGGAUAGUACUAAUGGUAUGGAUAGUACUAAUGGUAUGGAUGGUACUAAUGGUAUGGAUAGUACUCAUCAUGACUACUCUCAUGAAGAAGAAAAAGAGGACAUUUAUGAUGACUCACAUUCGAAUCAACAACCAUUCCAUUCUUCUGUUCAUCUCUCAUCUCAACAGAAUCAUGUCUCAUCUCAUCAACAACCAUUCCAACCAUUCCAUUCUUCUAGAGAUCCCAAUGUCUAUGACAAAAUGUUUGAUUUACAAGAAUCAAAAAAACAUUGUGUAAAUCUCAACAAAUUAGCAGCCAUUUCUCUCUCACAAACAACACCCUCUUCUCGACAAGAACAUUUACAAAAUAUUCAAAACUAUUUUAAUUCCAUUCCAUUUCCUAAUACUUUUCAUUAUAAUAUGUUAAUGAGUAUUUAUGCUCGUCAUUCACUUUAUGAUCAAGUAGAAGAAAUAUUUCUACAUUUACCAUAUAAGAAUACAUCAAGUUAUAAUAUCAUGUUAGAUGUUUAUUUAAAACAAGAGAGAUUUGAUGAAAUGCAAGAUUUAUUUAAACAAAUUCCAAGACAUGAUGAUGAGAGUUGGAAUAUAUUAAUGGAAAUGUUUGAAAAAAAGAAUGAAAUUGAAAAAGUGAAACAAGUAUUUAAAUUGAUUGAUGAACCUUCUAUUGAUAAUUACAAUACAUUGAUGGCAAUCUUUUAUAGAGCGAAAAGAUAUGAUACUGUGAAACAAAUUUAUCAUUCCUUGUUGAACAACAAGAUGUGGAAUGAGAAUUCUCCAAAGAGUAUGAGUAUGAAUACGACUACUACUAAUUCUCCAAAUAGUACGAAUACGACUACUACCCAUUCUACUACUAUCCAUUCUCCACCAAAUAUUCACAAGGAUGAGAAUAUGAAAUUUCUUGAUCAAUUCUCUCUAUCAUCUUUAUUCUCUCCUAAUUUGAUGACCUAUGAAAUUCUCAUUAAUCUCUCAAUCGAUACCAAAGAUUAUGAACAAGUUCAUGAACAUCUCAGACAAGCCAAUCAAUGGUUGAAAAAAGAUUGUGAACGUUUCUUUUCACCUUCCACACUCUCUAAAAUUGAAUUACUUCGAAAGAAUCAUUUCAUUCCACCUAAAAGAUAUUAUCUUGAAUCCAAACCAAAUGAUCAUUUCUCUUCUGAAUAUCUCUCAAAUCAUUCCAAACCAAAUGAUCAUCAUGUAGUGAAGAAGAAGGAUGAUCAUUUUGAUUCCUUUCGAUAUAUUGCUGAAAUGGAAAGACUCAUUGAAGAGAAUCAAUUUGAACAAAUGGAACAAGUAUUGUAUCAUCAUGUACCACGUGAUUUAUUGAGUAGUGAACAUUUUUCAUGUGCAUUGAAAGGAUAUUCUCGAAUUGGACAUUUAAACAAGACAAAACAAGUAUUCAAUGAUUGGAUACAAUUUGAAAGAAUGAAGAGUAGUAGUAGUACCACCAACACUCUGACCAACACUACCAAUACCACCACUACUCAUACCACCACUACUCAUACCAACACUUUUCAAAAGAAUUAUUAUUAUUACUUGUCAUGUUUUGUGAGACAUGCAGACUUGACCAAUACCACACCCAAUGUAUUGAGAAUGCAACAACUAUUUAAUUCAAUACCAAAUCCAAAUGCAUCACUCUAUUCUAUACUCAUGCUUGGAUAUCUGAAAAAGAAAAUGUAUGAAAAAGUAGAAGAAUUGUAUUAUGAAGUGAUGAACAAGUUGUUAAAUGAUGAUACAACAACAUCCAGGACUCUGAGUCACAAUGAUGAUAAUCUGAGUGACAACAGUUACACUUCUUCUAUGGAGAAGGAUCAUUUCUCUUCAUCUUUCUCUUCACAACCUCAACAACAUUUGAAUUCUAUUCUCAUUCAAAUCUAUUCCAUCAUGAUUCAAUGUUAUGGACAUCAAAACAAAUGGGAUCAAUUAUUUCAUUUAUUUGAUCAUGUGAUUGCGAAACGAUUCGAAUCUGUUGCUCACAAGACUCUCAGUGGUGUGAAUGGUGUGAAUGGUGGUGCUAUGAUUCCAAACAUUCCUCUCUAUUAUUAUACUAUAAUUCAUUCAUCCUCCUCUCCAUUGGCUCCUCUUCAAAGACCUUUUGUAUUGAAUCACACUAGUGUGAAUAGUGAUAUGGCAAACAACACUACUAGUACUACUUCACAUCAUCCUUUCUACAAUACUCAUCGAAUUCCAAGAAAACUCUAUCGAGUCAUGAUGUUCACAUGUGCAUGGAAAGGACUUGUAGAAAAAGUUGAAGAAUUAUUCAACAAGAUACCAAAUUAUUAUAAUGUUGUUGUUGUGGAUGAUGAUUGGACAUUAAAUUCUACUACUAUGACUACUACUACUAGUAAUAACAAGAAUAAUUACAAGAAUGGUAGUAAUACUGGUAAUAAGAGUGGACAAAAUGAAGACUUGUCAUCAUCCACUGUGAUGAUUCACACAACAGAGGAAUGGAAUGCACUUUUACUCGCUCACUCCAUUGCAAGAAAUUUUUCAAAAGUUGAAGAAAUUUUCAAACAAAUUCCACAACCAAAUCCAUUUUCAUAUCAAGUACUUGAAAUUACAAAGAAGAAGAAGAAUGAUCAGAAUCAACAAAUGAAUCAUGAUGGUGAUGGAAUAGAUUAUGGAACUCAUCAUUCUCUUCAACAUCACUCAAAGAAAUCUUCAGUUAAUGCAGUUGAACGUGUUCAAUCCCUCAUGAAAAAACCACCAACAACAGACAACAAAACUCUAAAGCUUCAUGUACCAUUGGAUGGAUAG
Messenger RNA from Naegleria fowleri, 3780 nucleotides. RefSeq lists its product as uncharacterized. Bases 1 to 3780 code for a protein of 1259 amino acids. Gene Ontology annotation, molecular function: protein binding. Lineage: Eukaryota; Heterolobosea; Eutetramitea; Acrasida; Naegleriidae. The transcript has a single exon. The record is from RefSeq and is a predicted model, not a curated record.